UACUCGGUCCACUCGUCUUAUCCAGUCAUUUUUUUUCAUUCGAAAGUCACUCUCAUCCAGCAAGGCAGACACGCUAAUAUCAUUAUGCUCUUAAUGAUUUUAAAUAUUCCGCACUUGCGCGCGCACUCACUAGCUUCUUUCUUUCGCCGCUAUGCGUAACCAAGUCGACUAGUAGCUAAGCAUCGACUUAACGCGGAUUUCGUGAUCGCCUUUGUGGCUGAACAAUCGCAUGUCGUCUUUCGUUAAUUUGAAGUGAUAAUGUGAGUCUAAUCAGAUACAGUCUCAGGAUAUCCAAACGGACUCUUCUCUUUAUGCUCGACACUUUCACUAGUGAGUGUUAAAAGCGGCAUCGAGUCACCGGACACUUUCUUCGCUUGAUCGAUGCCCAAUGGAAAGUGCACUGGUGGAGCACACGCUUUAGAUCGAUUGGUCAUGGUUGAGGCGGACAAUGAGGCAGCCUUAAGAAGUAAAAGGACUAUCGGCAUACUGCGCCAACUAUUUCCAGAAGUCUCUCAGAUAGUCGAACAAAAAAUCAACAUGAUAACAUCCGAAGUCAUCCGAGUCCUGGGUCCAGUGAUAUUGCGGAGUGCCUUGGGCGGGGGCGGGGGCGGGGGCAGAAGUGACGCAUCAGGAUCAAGUGGAUCUACAGUAACCGUGUCAUCGCCGUUUGGUGACGAUGACAGCGAUGACGAUGGACAAUCGUCAUCCGGCGACGGUGGUUCAAGAGUCUCAAUAUCCCUGCCCACGUUUCCACCCGAUGAAGAGGAUGCUGAAAGCGCAUCGGAAUCUUCGGACGUAAAUCCAGAAGCUGAGAAUCAAGUAGGCGCCGAGUCGCAAAAUACGGAAGUACGAGUUCAGUUUGCCGAUGACCAAGCAGGUGCAGCUGCUACCAAUGCGGGAGUGGAGCCAGCAUUGGCACCCUUGGAUGACGUCGAGGUCAACGAUGACAAUCGCAACAAAAGAUUCCUCAACUUCGGGUUCGGAGCUCAAACCAGUGCCGGCGGUAACGCCGCAGGAAGCGGUGGUGGAUCCGGCAACUUCCUCUUUGACAUUAUCAGGCAAACAGCCGACGGGGCAGCGCGGGCGGCUGGCACCGUAUAUCGUGUCGUAGCAGGAACUCAAAGUCUUGGUUUAGGCUUGAGCGCCUCACGAGACGUGGGAGCCGCACCGGCACCUGCCAAUCCUGCUCCUCCCGCAGGUAUGCCGGCAGCUAUGCCCCCUGGCCCAAAGCCAGCUGCUGCCCCUGCUGCGCCUCCUGCCGCCGCUCCUGCCGCUGGAGCCGCUCCACCAGCACCGGCGAGCAACGGGACUUCCGGCCCCGGGCUGGUAGCCGGAAGUGGUAGCACGGAACAAGGUGACGCAGCUGCCAACGCACCUGCGCGUGGUGCAGACGCCACCCCGGAAGCUGUGCCAGGACCAAUCACCAGGCUCUUCGUGAUUGCCAAUAGAGGAAUCUCAAAUCUCAUUGACGAUCUUAUACUCCGUUUGGCAGCCACGAGUGAACGCAUUGUCAACUUCAAAGCGCGGCUUAUCACCUCCAUUAUCUAGAAGAAGUUACUCAAAAUUAUCAAUGACGGCAGGAGUCAACGAUCGAUGAUCUAUAACCGGUAGAUCAUGUUAUGGGAGCGCGGGCACGACGCAGACAAUUCAAAAUCCUAGAUUAUUGCUCCUUGUUCCCGCGUUUCAUGUCGCAGGAGAAUUACGUCGUAGACUCCGACCAGCAAUGUAAAGAAAGAGGUUUGGUUGUCAAGUCGAAGAAGACGAAGGAACAGAAGAAGCAGAGGAAGAACUUCACCGCCAAUUCACACUAAAUUAUAUAAAAGUAUACUUGUUCAUACUAUCCUCGUCGAAUCACCAUUUCCUUCCCAAAUCUUUUUCCUCUUGAUAUAUUAUUUUUACAUUUUUUAACCCCAGAAACACAUAACACUGAACAUCUGUACUUAUAUAUUCUUAUACCUUAUUCAAUUCACACACACAUGCGCGCGUAUACACGGAGCGAUUAACAUCCGGAUAAAUUUGCUAGACAUGUAAAUAGCUCCUUAGUAGCAGCGCCAGGAAUCGAUACAUUUUUUUAUUAGUUUCUGGUAUUUUCCACUUUUUUUCUGUUUCUUUUUUUAAAUACCGUUUUUACACUUUCUAUGAGAAUUCACGUCCGUUUACCCGUUCACUGUAUAUUUCUUCGAUUUUCUUAUUGAGAUACCGCAACGAGAAUCGCAGAGAGUUCAGUUAAGAAUUUACUUGGACUCCCUUCUUUGUGCGAUGGGUCGACUUCUCUUUUUGCUUAACUCGUAUAAUGUUUUCUUCUUUUGGAUCUUGCCAUAGACGAAAUUCAAAAGAUGAACCUGACCCUUCUCAUCUAAUGAAUGGGGAGAUAGAGGGAGAAUAUUUAGAGAAGGACGAUUCUCCAUUUUAUUUCUCUCUUUUUCUUUUUUUUUUUUGUAAUUAUGACAAUGUACACGCAAACUCGUCGUCGGUUUCAGCCGAGCAACAAUGUGUAAAUCGUCCCUGUUAUUUUGUAGUGUAAAUAAAUAUUAUUGUAAUAAUAA
This is a messenger RNA of Cephus cinctus (wheat stem sawfly), 2546 nucleotides long. RefSeq names its product transcription initiation factor TFIID subunit 4. The transcript is spliced from 7 exons. NCBI's taxonomy places the organism in Eukaryota, Metazoa, Arthropoda, Insecta, Hymenoptera, Cephidae. The coding region runs from base 382 to 1548 and encodes 388 amino acids. The record is from RefSeq and is a predicted model, not a curated record.